Messenger RNA from Aaosphaeria arxii CBS 175.79, 1347 nucleotides. RefSeq names its product FMN-linked oxidoreductase. The transcript has 2 exons. The record is from RefSeq and is a predicted model, not a curated record. Bases 1 to 1347 code for a protein of 448 amino acids. Gene Ontology annotation, biological process: tRNA dihydrouridine synthesis. Gene Ontology annotation, molecular function: flavin adenine dinucleotide binding; tRNA dihydrouridine synthase activity. Gene Ontology annotation, cellular component: cytoplasm. NCBI's taxonomy places the organism in Eukaryota, Fungi, Ascomycota, Dothideomycetes, Pleosporales.
AUGGCUUCAACAUCAUCCCCAACAGCGGCAACGGAGCCCAAGCGUGUUCCCAUUCCCAAAAAUGGCGUCGACUACCGUGGCAAAGUCGUUCUUGCGCCGAUGGUCAGGUCGGGAGAAUUGCCUUCAAGAUUGCUGGCGCUGAAGUACGGUGCUGAUCUUGUCUGGGGUCCCGAGACGAUUGAUCGCGCAAUGAUAGGCACGACCCGCCGCGUAAACCCGCACACAUCGACCAUCGAAUUCUCCCGGAUGCCCUCCUCCAAAGUCAAGAAUCCAGCUCUGGACCCAGAGAACCGCGAGUCGGUCAUAUAUCGCAUCCACCCGGAGCUGGAGAAGGGGAAACUGAUAUACCAAAUCGGCACCGCAGACCCGGACCUCGCAGUCGAGGCCGCGAAGAUUGUGGCACCGGACGUAGCGGGCAUCGAUCUAAACUCUGGAUGUCCCAAGCCGUUCUCUACAUCAGGCGGUAUGGGCGCUGCGCUGCUCAAGACGCCAGACUUGCUGUGCGAGAUAUUGCGGCGGUUGGUGGAGGAUGUAGGCAAGCCAUUCGAGAUCGGUAUCAGUGUCAAGAUUCGAAUACUCAGCACGGCAGAAGAGACGGAGAAACUGGUCAGGAGAUUGGUGCAGACGGGAAUCACAGGCUUGACGGUCCAUUGCCGGACGACACCCAUGCGGCCCCGGGAGCGCGCCAUCCGCGACCAACUGAAGAUGAUCGCAGACAUUUGUCGUGAAGCGGGCGUCGCCUGCCUGAUGAACGGAGACGUAACCUCUCGGCGCGAGGCGCUGCAACUGGCGCAGGAAUUCGGCGUCGACGGCGGGAUGAUCGCAACCGAGGCGGAGAAGAACCCGAAUUGCUUCCGCGAGGACGCAGAGGGAGGACCGCAGGAGUGGAGGGCGAAGUGGAAGACGUCUGUGACUGACUACAUGCGCCUGGCGAUCGCAGUCGAGAAUCGUUGGGGCAACACGAAGUAUCUCCUCGGCCAGAUGAUCCCCGGAAAGGACAAGAUGUACCGCGAGAUGAACAGCUCCAAGUGCUACGCGGACGUCGUCAAGGCCCUCAAGCUCGACGGUGUCGACGACCUGCUCGAGCGUGCGAAGGCCGUCGACGCACGCCUUGGGAUCCCGCCGCAGGAAUCCCGUGCUGAGAAGAGGGCAAGAGCCAGGGAAACCGCCCCGCCUGCGAGCACUAAGAAGAACCAGAAACGAGAGGCAGAAGAAGAAAACGAAGAAACCACCGCAAAGCGCGUGAAGGUACCCGAGGAGAACACGAACGACACCUCCACUCCAUCUAUACCUCCCCACACUCAGGACCAACCCGUCCCACAAGCCACCGCCGCCUUGAGUGCCUGA